AUGGAUUUGGUGGCUGAUACUCCUCAAACUCCUACUCCUUGGACUGUUAUUGGUGACUUUAAUGCAUGCCUUCAAUCUCAUGAGAAACGUGGCCCAGGAAAUUUCAGUUUGGGGUCGGCAGCAGAAUUUGGAGCCAUGGUUGACGCAUGUCUUCUAUCUCAGGUGCCCUCGAUGGGCAGGAAAUUCACCUGGACAAACAAUCGAUGCCGAGGUAAUGUCUGUGCUGUUCUGGAUAGAGGUUUUUGUAACGAAGAAUGGAUAUCCUUUUUUCAGGACUGUUCUCAACAGGUCCUUCCUCGGUUUGCCUCUGACCAUUCCCCUCUGCUUGUGGUCUCAAGUAGCAGCCAGCGCCCUCCAAAUUGCCCCUUUCGAUUUAAUAAUUUUUGGACGGAUCAUGAGGACUUCGAUAGGGUUGUAGCUGAAUCCUGGGCGGAGUGGGUUCCAGGGUCACCUAUUUUAUCCCUAAUGUCUAAACUCAAGCGGCUCAAAGGGGCGUUAAAAGGUUGGGCGAAACAGACCUUUCCCCAUUUUGAAAGGGAUCUUGACGAGGCAAAGAAAAAUCUCAACCACGUGCAGGAGGAGAUUGACAGUAAUGGGUUGUCGGAUCAACUGUUCCGAAUGGAGGCUGAUGCUAAAACGGCUCUUCUCAAGGUGCAAGAGAACCAUGAAAAGCUUUGGGCAGAAAAGGCGAGACUCAGGUGGUUGACUUAUGGGGACAGAAAUUCUAAGUUUUUCCAUCUAUCUGCUAAAAUGCGAAGAAAUAGAAAUACUAUCCGAUCCCUCAAAAAACAGGAUGGGUCAAUUGUGGAAGGGCAAACUAAUUUGGGUGAGUAUAUUGUGGAAUUCUAUGAGGGAUUUCACAAAAAUGCUCCAACAGUCGAUCAUCUUGAUCUUUUGGACAGCAUUCCGAGGGUUCUCCAACAAGUAGACAUAUUUCAUCUAGACUCUCUUCCUGGUAAUGCAGAGAUCAUGAAGGCGGUCUGGGCGCUUGAUCCUGAAAGCUCGCCUGGCCCAGACGGCUUCUCUGGAAAAUUUUUCAGGAAGUGUUGGAGCAUUGUGGAAGGUGAUGUUUGUAAUGCGGUGUUGGCUAUGCGCUUAGAGAGAUUUCUCCCCAGGCUCAUUUCGGAAGAACAGGGAGCUUUUCAAAAAGGGAAGCUGAUCCAUGACAACAUUAGUGUGGCAUCCGAGUUGGCGAACUUGAUAAAAUUGGAUCACAGGCUGCAUCAAUUAUUGGCUUCAACUAAGAUUUCUGUUCUUAUCAAUGGAGGCCCGCAGGGCUUCUUUGGCGUGGAGCGAGGAUUGAGACAGGGAGACCCUAUAUCCCCCUUGCUUUUUAUCAUGGCGGAAGAGGUUCUCUCUCGAGGCCUGACGAGAUUGACCCACCAAAAAGAUAUUAUGCCCAUUUGUGGCCCUAAAGGCGUUGUAACCCCUGGGCACAUCUUAUUCGCCGAUGAUAUCUUUAUCUUCUCGAAUGCUUCAUCCAGGUAUGUGGCUAACCUUAAAAAUUUUCUUAUGAAAUAUCAGGAGUUCUCUGGUCAACACAUCAGCUUCGAGAAAAGCAAGCUCUUCCUAGGGAAAAUUUCUCCAACUCGUAAGCAAGCCAUCGCUGAGACUUUGGGCAUCCCCAUUUGCAGCUUUCCAACUCGAUACCUUGGUGUUGAGAUAUUCAAGGGAAGAAUCACAAAGGAGGCAUUGCUGCCUGUGUUGGAUAAAGUAAAGGGGCGCCUUGCUGGAUGGAAAGGUAAACUUUUGUCGAUGGCGGGCAGGGUGGAGUUGGUUAGAUCAGUCAUAUCCGGUAUUCCUAAUCAUAAUUUUGCGAUCUAUUGGUGGCCCUCUGCUCUCCUUGUAACCAUGGAAAGAUGGAUGAAAAACUUCAUCUGGGCAGGGGAAGUGGAUACCUCAAAACCAAUUACAGUGAAGUGGGAGUCUGUUUGCAAACCGAAGGAAGAAGGGGGUUUAGGUAUCAGAAGACUCAGAGACACGAACAUGGCAAUGCUGUGUAAAUUGGUAUGGAGAAUAAAGCAUGAGAAAUCUGCUGCCAAUUCCUUUCUUAGAGCCAGAUUUGUGAAAAAAGAUGGGUCAUUUAAUAGAGGUUGUCGGCCGUCGUCUAUUGCUCUGGGCAUCAGAAAGGUGUGGAAGACUGUGGAGGCAAACGAACGUUGGAUUAUUGGGAGAGGCGAUCUAGCAAAUUUCUGGAAAGACAAAUGGUGGGGCCCUAGGUCUAUUCUUGAGGAGAUUCAGACUCCUGACCUCCCUCCCCUCCCUUGCAAUGCUAAGGUUUGUGAUUUCAUCAGGAAUGGAGAAUGGUCACUUCCAGAGGUCCGCUCUCACUCUCUCAGACAAAUUUUCCUUGCAAUUAAAGAGGUGAAGAUUCCCAGUGCCCAAUUUGAGGACUUAUGUAUAUGGCAGCUAUCUCCUCUUGGUUCUUUUACUACAUCGUCAGCGUGGGAGGAUAUUAGAAGAGUUGCUCCGGCAGUGCAUUGGAACUCUUUGGUUUGGCACAAUAACCUCCCUCCAAGAAUUGCUACUUUUGGAUGGCGACUAGCUCAUGAGAGACUCCCAACGGACGAGCUUAUAAGGAAAAAAGGAAUUUUCCUUGUCUCUCGAUGUAGCCUCUGUGAGCAGUACGAAGAAAGUAUGGAGCAUAUUUUCCUUCACUGUCCUUUCUCCAGAGAUAUUUGGGAGAAAUUCACCUCUUGUUUCGCAAUUCGAUGGUCUGAACAUGAGUCAAUUGAUAGCUUAUUUCAGUGGUGGAAGAGGAAAUCAAGAUCGAUCAAUUUAAAAAACUCUUGGAUGAUAGGGUUUACCAUCAUUGCUUCUCAAAUCUGGAAGGAAAGAAAUAUCAGACGGUAUGAAGGAAAAAAGAGGAAUGGGAUCUACUCAUUUCAAUACAUCUGCCAGGAUCUUGCUCUAUAUGCAGGGACUUCUAAGGGUGAAGUGAAAUCGAUUGCUGAUAUUAUGUGUUGCAGAAAACUGGGGCUGAAGAUUGAUUACCCAAAGAUUGUGCCGCCGCUGGAAGUUCAUUGGUCUGAAUUUAGCGCUGUCAUGGAAGCAAUAUUGGUUGCUAUGAAUAUGAACGCAAGGGGCUUGUGGAUCGAGUCUGACUCCGCAGCUGUAGUGGCUGCAACGCAGAAGAUGCAUAUCCCUUGGUUUGUUUUACAAAAAUGGCGGUUUGCUCUCCCAUUCCUUCAGUCCAUUACAUGGAAAAUCACCCACUGCUUCCGUGAGGCGAACACUGUGGCAGAUUUUUUGGCAAAGAAGGCAGCAAAAUCGGGAGCCUCUGACUACUCCACCACUUUUCCCAGUCAUGUAUUAGAUGAUUUAGAAAAUGAUUCCUCGGGUAGGCAUAGUUUUCGCUUCUGCUAG
Macadamia integrifolia is the source of this 3366-nucleotide messenger RNA. RefSeq lists its product as uncharacterized. The transcript is spliced from 4 exons. Lineage: Eukaryota; Viridiplantae; Streptophyta; Magnoliopsida; Proteales; Proteaceae. Gene Ontology annotation, molecular function: nucleic acid binding; RNA-DNA hybrid ribonuclease activity. The coding region runs from base 1 to 3366 and encodes 1121 amino acids. The record is from RefSeq and is a predicted model, not a curated record.